Molecule: messenger RNA, 877 nt
Organism: Stegodyphus dumicola
Lineage: Eukaryota; Metazoa; Arthropoda; Arachnida; Araneae; Eresidae
Gene: mRpL11
Product: mitochondrial ribosomal protein L11
Biological process (GO): translation
Cellular component (GO): ribosome; mitochondrial large ribosomal subunit
Molecular function (GO): structural constituent of ribosome; large ribosomal subunit rRNA binding
Source: RefSeq, a predicted model, not a curated record
CAUUUGCAAUUUAUCAGAGCGUUGCACUUGAAUUCGCCCCCAAAUGAUCAGGGAGGAAUCAGGAAAUUAGCAACUGAGGGGCUAGACGCUUGUAAAACAUAGCGUGCAGAAAAAUGUAAUCUCAUCAUGCAACAAUUGUUAGUUUUGUAAACAGAAGUACCUAGCUCUUUACACUAGUUAAUUUUAUCCUCGACUUAUUUUGUACGAUGUCGAAAUCGGGUAGACGGGUUAAAGGUUUUAAAAAGAUAAUCGAGAAAGUUAUUCAUCCUCCUUAUUUAAAAACCCAAAUACCAGCUGGUAAAGCAAUGCCUGGUCCCCCUCUUGGACCGCAUCUCGGACAGAGAAAUAUCAAUGUGGCUUUAUUUUGCAAAGAAUUUAAUGAGAGGACAAAGGAUAUUAAAGAAGGCAUUCCUUUAUCAUGUAAAAUAUCAAUUAAACCUGAUCGUACCUUCGACAUAGAUAUAUACAAACCCCAUACUAGUUAUUUUGUGAAACAAGCAGCUGGAUGUGAAAAAGGAUCAAUGUCACCAGGUCCAAAAGACUGGGCUGGAAAAAUUUCAUUGAAACAUGUAUAUGAAAUAGCAAAAAUAAAAUCUGAAGACCCAUAUUUUGAAUGUACUCCUCUUAAAGAAGUAUGUCAAGCAAUCAUUGACAGUGCACGUAGAGUUGGUGUUGAGGUUGUUCCCAAGCUGAUAGAGGAAGAAUAUGCAGAAUUUCUAGAGAAAAGAAAAGAAAUCAUUGCUCAGCAAGCUGCUGAAUUAGAUGAGAAGCGUAAAGCCAAAAUUCUCAGACAAGCAAAAGCAGCUGUAGCUUAAUAUUGUAUUUAUAAAUAUAUCACUGUAGACUAUUAUAUUAAAAAUACAUUUGGAAAUCAUGA